AGCUCAGGGAAGGUUGAGGCACUUGUCAGACUGUGCCGGCAGUCAAGAGAGCGUGUUGAGUGUUUACCUUCAGUUUCGAGCUGAUGACAGCAUGAACUCCAUCAAAGGCCUGUGCCAUUUUUCUUGUGGGUCUCUCAGGGGUGCUGGAGGAUGUGGCUUUGCCCAUGCAGGAGCUUCCUGCAGGCCUUCCAGCAUGCAUGGAGGCAACACUGCUUAUAUUCCCAUUGCCAUUGGAAGACCAGUCUGGGUGAACUGUGAUGCAGGGACAGGGUGGGCAAGCUCUUGUGAGAAACCUUCGAACAUCUUCCUGGAAAGAAGCGAGAAGCAGACAAUGCAGGAGCUGAAUGACCGCCUGGCGACCUACCUGGAAAGGGUGCGUUCUCUGGAGGAGGCCAACACUCAGCUGGAAGGCUGCAUCCGAGAGUGGCAUGACAAGAGAACCCGUGGCAACCAGUUUGACUUUAAGGAAUAUGAACAAAACAUUGUAGACAUGCAUGAUCAGAUUGAAAAUGGACGGGUUACCAAUGCAGGCAUCGUUCUACAGAUUGACAAUGCUAAAAUGGCAACAGAGGACUUCAGGAUCAAGUAUGAGACAGAAAAAGCACUCCGUCAAAAUGUGCAAAAUGAUGUUGAAAACAUCCGUAAGGAACUUGACAAUAUGACAAUCAUCAUAACUGAUCUGGAGAUGGAGAUUGAAGCUCUGCGGGAAGAUCAUAUUCUCAAGAAGAAAAAGCAUGAAGAGGAUAUGGCAGUGCAUUCCUCUUCCGAUGAACCAAAGGUGGAUGUGAAGGUGAAAACCGAGCCACCAGAAGAUCUGGCCAAGAUUCUGGCAGGGAUAAGACAGGAUUAUGAAGCUAUAAUUGAAAAAAACAGCAAAAGCCUUGAAGUCUGGUUCCAACGGCAGUUUGCAAAUGAGUCAACCGAAGCAAGCCCCAACCAAGAAGAACUACAAAAUGCUCGGAAGGAAAUCACUGAACUGAACCGCACGCUGCAAACCCUGGAAAUUGAUCUACAGACCCAAAUAAACACGAAAUACGCCCUGGAGAACAGCUUACACGAAACCAGAUCUCGCUACUCCUUCCAACUCCAAAGCAUCCAACACCUAAUCUCCAAAUGUGAAGAAGAGCUCCGUGAGCUUCGCCAUGAUAUCAAGCGUCAAAAUAACCAGUACAAAGUCCUCCUGGGAAUUAAAACUCGCCUGGAGAAAGAGAUUUCCACUUAUCGCCAGCUGCUGGAGGGAAGGAUCGAUGGGAUGACAGGCUCGGAGUCAAGUGGUAAAGAACAUGAAGGAUCAACCAGCCAAAAGCUAAAGAAAAUUGUGCGAGACAGUGUGGAUGGGCACGUAGUUGCCACACAUACUGCUGAGAUCAAAAGACAGGUGUGACCUCAUUGGUUUGAAGAAAAGAAAUUCUUCUGUACAGGAAAACCUACAGAAGUCCCAUUAUCUAAUAAACAGAAUUUUCUGUAUUUAAACACCUUUUUUGGGAAUCUAUGUUCAUUAUUAUUUUUGUGCAUUUAUACAUUCCCACAAACUGGAUGUAUUUUAAUUUAAUUUAAUAAGAAUGCAAAUAAUUUAGCAUUGUUCUUUUGGUUCUGCUUUCUUUAAAGACCAUAUAAAUCAAUAAAAAUAUCAUUAAGUUAUUAUUGUUCCUGGUGCCUGGAGUUUAAAUGUAGCAAUAUAUUAACAAAGAAGUGUGUUGAAAUGCUGCACAGCUAUAUAUUUAAAAAUACAGAUAUUUAGUCUAAAGGAAGGGUAUGAUGCCAGCUAGUCACAAUGCUGUAUUAAUGUUUUCAAAUAAAUUCAACAGCAAACAUUUUAAAAAGUGAGUGCAGCUCUGGAGAGUUUAUUAAUCCUGACUUAGCAUGGGUUGUCUGCCAAAAAUAUACUGAAAACCAGCUGGGGGGAAAUUGUUCAUAUCUAUUUGCAAUUAGGUGAACAGACAAUAAUUAAUUGUGAGGGAGUUUUAUUUAUAAUAUACUCUUGUCUUUGUCUCAGUGAGUCCACAAAGCAUUGUAUAUCAAUAAAGACCACAAUAUAUCUAAACUAAAACAAUAAAAACCAAGCAACUCCA
Molecule: messenger RNA, 2072 nt
Organism: Gekko japonicus
Lineage: Eukaryota; Metazoa; Chordata; Lepidosauria; Squamata; Gekkonidae
Product: keratin, type I cytoskeletal 23-like
Exons: 8
Coding region: 92-1384 (430 amino acids)
Molecular function (GO): structural molecule activity
Source: RefSeq, a predicted model, not a curated record